Molecule: messenger RNA, 828 nt
Organism: Rhizoctonia solani
Lineage: Eukaryota; Fungi; Basidiomycota; Agaricomycetes; Cantharellales; Ceratobasidiaceae
Product: cytochrome P450 family protein
Exons: 9
Coding region: 1-828 (275 amino acids)
Molecular function (GO): heme binding; iron ion binding; monooxygenase activity
Source: RefSeq, a predicted model, not a curated record
AUGGUUAUGGAUCCAGCACUGAUGAUUGGUCAGAAAACGUUGCCGCAGCUCGAUAUGGCGACCUUUGGCGGGUCAUUAAUGCUUCAACUCGCUUAUGGAUACAAGCCUCGAGAUCCUCAAGACAGAUUCUACACGGAAGUAAAAUUGGCAACACGUAAUAUCGUAGAAGCAGCCAUGCAAACAAACUUCCUUGUAAACGUGUUCCCGGUCCUGUCAUAUAUUCCAGACUGGUUUCCUGGGACAGGCUGGAAGUGCAUAGCAAGAGAGUGGAAGAUGCAACAAGAGAGAGCAAAAAAUGAGCCUUACGAAUGGCUCAAAGCCCACGUUGCCAGUGGAACUUACCAGCCUUCUAUCGUUAGCUCUUUACUUCAAGAUCAUAAAUUGUUAUCUGGGUUCAGCUCUCUGGAACAAGAUAAACGACUAAAGGAAAUUGGUAUCGUGUUGUUUGGAGCCGGAACUGAUACCGGCACUCGUGCUACAAUUAGGGCUAUCGGUCGGGAUGUUCGUCACUACGAAAAUCCUGAAGUGUUUAAUCCAGAUAGAUUUAUGAAUCCCGAAGUUCAACGACCACCAGUGUUUGGGUGGGGAAGACGUAAAUGUCCUGGUGUUUAUUUUGCCGAAGUUUCGGUCUUCAUCAUAGUUGCUUCGAUGCUCGCUACAUUCACCUUCUCAAAGAAAAGGGACGCUGGGGGCCAUGAAAUUGUACCGCAAGUAGAGCUAGAACGUAACUCACUUAUCACUGAGCUCAAGCCGUUCGAGUUUGAGUUGAAGUUGAGAUCAGAAGACCACAUGCAGCUCAUAAUUGAAGCCAAUCCUGACACGGAGUGA